Molecule: messenger RNA, 1500 nt
Organism: Papaver somniferum (opium poppy)
Lineage: Eukaryota; Viridiplantae; Streptophyta; Magnoliopsida; Ranunculales; Papaveraceae
Product: myb-related protein 340-like
Exons: 3
Coding region: 113-1159 (348 amino acids)
Biological process (GO): regulation of DNA-templated transcription
Cellular component (GO): nucleus
Molecular function (GO): DNA-binding transcription factor activity; sequence-specific DNA binding
Source: RefSeq, a predicted model, not a curated record
AAAUAAACAAUUCUCUCUCUCUCUCAAGCCGUCCGACUCUAAAAGUCUAAAACUCCCAUCAAAAUCUCAUAGCAAGUACAAUUCUUUCAUUUGUAUUUAGAUAUAGAUAAAAAUGGAUCAAGAUUUUAAGGGUAUUGCUAUGUCUACUAUAACUCAUGAUUAUAAUUAUAAUAAUCAAAGUGAUGAUAGCAGUAUCGAUCAUGAAGAUCAGUUAAUGGAUGACUUGAGAAGAGGUCCAUGGACUGUUGAAGAAGAUCUUUUACUUGUCAAUUACAUUGCUAAUCAUGGUGAAGGCCGUUGGAACUCCUUAGCUCGUUGUGCCGGUUUGAAAAGAACGGGUAAGAGCUGUAGACUAAGAUGGUUGAAUUACUUACGCCCGGAUGUUCGUCGAGGAAAUAUUACUCUUGAGGAACAACUUCUAAUUCUUGAACUUCAUUCUCGCUGGGGAAAUCGGUGGUCCAAAAUAGCACAACACUUACCGGGCAGAACAGAUAAUGAAAUAAAGAAUUAUUGGAGAACAAGAGUUCAAAAACAUGCGAAACAACUUCAAUGUGACGUAAAUAGUAAGCAAUUUAAAGACACCAUGCGUUAUCUUUGGAUGCCAAGAUUAGUCGAACGUAUUCAAGCAGAGGCAGCAUCCACUGCCACGACAGCUUCUUCAAACGGAGCUAAAGUUGCCACCGCCAACUCUACAAACUACAUGAAUCAACCCAACACCACCAUGAACAACGGUUAUAACCAGGAAUUCAGCGAUGAUCAAUAUAUAUUUCAAACUAGCAAUAACGAAUUUUCGGGUUCUUUUAAUAAUCAGAGUUUCGUUUCUGCAACACCUGAGAAUUCAAGUACUGGUGGUUCAUCAGAUUCUAUGGGGAGUAAUACUCAAUUAUCAUCAGACUGUUAUAGCUUUCCUCACAGCAAUACUUACAAUAUUACCCAAAAUACCCAUACUAAUAAUUAUUCAGAAACAUUAUUUCGUCCCAACUCUAAUUAUUACUACCAUCAACAACAGCAACAACAAGGUUUGGAGUUUCAGGGUAUUGAUCAGCAACAGAACAACAACAACAACAUGUGGUUAGGUGGUGGUGAGGAUGUAUUUGACAAUAUAUGGAACAGUGAUGAUAUGUGGUUUAUCCAACAACAGUUAUCUAAUGAUUUAUAGAUGGAGAAAACAAAAAUAAAAAGGGAAGUUUUAAGGAUAGAUGACAGAGUAGAGAUAUUGUAGGAAAGAUUUUAAUGGGGAUUUGUUAAGAAAGAUGGACCCAAUUUGAGGAUUCCAAAUUCUGUAAAAUUUGUAUUUUUGAGAUUAAUUUGUGGGUUUAUUUUAAAUUUAAAUUCUUUUUGUUUUCUUUCAAAAUGAUGUUAAAAAUGACAUUUGUACCAAACUCUUUUGUUUGAGAACCUGCUCUAGUGAAGCUUAUAGCGUGUUAAUCCUAUGUAUCUAUUACUACUAGUGGUAUCUCACUAAUUAUUAAUUUGAAUAUAAUAAUACUUUCUGCCUAA